UCGCCGACUAUAAACCCAGACGCACACUAGCAGCGGCCGACCCACCCCUGCUUUCCCUUCAACCAGCAAUGUCCUCCCCCGCCCCCCUCAACGGCCGGCCAAACCCCUCCGACAACUUCGCCAACUUCUUUGAAUCCUGGCUGGCCGACCAGAACCGCGACCUUCAAUCCCUCCUCUCCGCCGUUUCCUCCCCUCCGCCCCGCAAUCGCGACGAAGCCGCCGCCCACGACGAACACCUCCGUCCUCUUCUCUCCACCGUGCUCAACCGCUAUGAAGACUACUACCACGCCAAACAAGCCUUCGCUCGCCGCGACGUUCUCCCCAUGUUCACUCCAACGUGGACCAGCUCCACCGAAAAUCUCUUGCUAUGGGCCGGCGGCUGGCGCCCCACUAUGAUUUUCCAACUACUUUACUCCAAGUGCGGAAUCCAAGUUGAGUCCCACCUGGAUGAUCUCAUCGGCGGCGCUAUAACCUGGAACCUCGCUGAUGUCGACGCGGAGCAGCUUCACCGCAUUGAUAAACUCCAUCAGGUGACAUUAAAGCGCGAGAAGGAGAUAUCGGAGGAGGAGGCUGCGGCCCAGGAGAAGGCGGCGGAUGAGCAAAUGGUAAAGCUUUCUCAUGUGAUUACAGAGAUGGGUGGUGGGGAGGAGAUGAUGGAGGAGGAGAUGAAGGCGAAGAGGGAGGCCAUGGUGGACGUGCUAAAAAAGGCGGACUUUUUGAGGAUUGAAACACUGAAGGGAUUGGUGGAGAUUCUGCGGCCGAUUCAAGCGGUGCAUUUUCUUAUUGCUGCGGCUGAGUUGCAUCUCCGAGUUCAUGAGUUUGGGACAAGAAAGGAUAAGGAUAAGGAUAAGGGUGCAGACGCGGAGGAAGCAACGGUGACUGCGACGGGUGCUGCUUGAACGCCGGAGGCAAUGUGGUGGCGGGUUAAGCAGAGGAGAAGAUUAAUUAUUUUAAACUUUUGUCAUGGAACUCCCUUAAACCUGAGAUUAUAUAUUUUAAUUUUUAUAUAUAACAAGAAAAUU
Dendrobium catenatum is the source of this 1022-nucleotide messenger RNA. RefSeq names its product protein DELAY OF GERMINATION 1. Gene Ontology annotation, molecular function: sequence-specific DNA binding. The transcript has a single exon. Gene Ontology annotation, biological process: DNA-templated transcription. NCBI's taxonomy places the organism in Eukaryota, Viridiplantae, Streptophyta, Magnoliopsida, Asparagales, Orchidaceae. The record is from RefSeq and is a predicted model, not a curated record. Bases 69 to 899 code for a protein of 276 amino acids.